GGCGAGUGUCGCUUGAAAAGCAGAGAGCGGUGAGUGCGAGAGGAAGGUACCAUGGCGGUCGUCGGUCGGGCAAUGGCGCAGAUUCUGGGCUUUCUAGCCACAAUGCUGAUAUCAGGAAAUGCAGAAGUCUUCUCGAGAGUUCCGUUGAUUGAACUGCAACGCCUGAGCAACGUCAUGCAAACAACAGACAGCUCGGGCAACAUCACUGCAACUGCAUCUUUCAAUACCCAUGAUAUAACACUCGUUGCUAAGAACCAUGAGAACGCUACGGUGACUUUGUUUUUGAGCGGGAAACUGGAGGUAUGCGUCAACUUCACCUUUACUUACGACCCCAACGACCCGACCAUCAACCCACUGGACGACUUCACGCUCUGCUCACACGACGGAGGCUCAGACGGGGAAGCCAGGUCGUCGAAGGAACACGAAGUCGCUCUGUCUCAGAACCCGCUGCCGAUGAACCUCACGCUCGAAGUCGCAAGUCGUCGCGUUGGGAAGACGGUCCUCGGGGUGAAGGCUGACCCGGCGGUGGUCGAUGUAACAAACGCGUUCGUACGAGUAGCUGUAAUCCAUGACCCCAUCUUAAACGUGAUUAGUGACGUGUUCGGCUGGACUUACUCAAUCAUCUGGGAUAUUUCUUUCUUACCUCAAGUGUGGCUGAACUGGAACCGAAAGAGCGUGGUGGGUUUCAGCUUGGACAAUGUGACUCUUAACAUUCUGGCCUACAUGUGUUACUCGCUCUUCAACGUUGCAUUCUACGCCGUGCCUUAUAUACAGAACCAAUUCCACGCGAGGUACCCGAGGCAAGUGAACCACGUACGACCCAACGACGUUUUCUUUGCCACCUACGCCCUCUUCAUCGAAAUCGUCCUGGGUAUUCAGUGCUUGAUCUAUUACAGAGAACCCGGCCAGGUGGUCUCGAAAACAUGUUGGAUCCUUGUAGCAGGGUCUCUCCUCUCCAUAGCGGCCGCCUGUGUUCUCGCUGUGGAAAACGUUAUAUGGUGGCUUGACGUGUUUUACCUCAUGUCUUACCUGAAGCUGGGCAUCACGCCGCUAAAGUACAUUCCUCAGCUGUAUGUGAAUUACCGCCACAAGAGCACCGCUGGCUUCAGCAUGGUUGGGCUGCUGAUGGAUUUCACGGGCGGCGUCUUGUCCUUAAGUCAGAUGUUUAUGCUGUCGGCUAACAAUGAUGAUUGGGUCUCCGUCUUCAACAACUUCAGCAAGUUUGGUCUCGGAGUUAUAACAAUUUUCUUCGACCUGAUGUUCUUCUUCCAACAUUAUUACUUCCACCUGCGUAAACCUAGUCUACUUCUUUGAAAAAAUGCAAUCAUAGUUGUUUCACUUGGUAUAGUUUGCUUCUCGUUUCUUCCACUUAUGUUGUUUCAUCCACAAUGACUUAACUCUUGUAAUAAAUCUUCCCAACAUGUUUUUAUUUAUUCUGACUCACAGGUGGUCAAAUGUGCUUUUCGGUGCUUUAUCACACUUUUUU
Molecule: messenger RNA, 1486 nt
Organism: Penaeus monodon (black tiger shrimp)
Lineage: Eukaryota; Metazoa; Arthropoda; Malacostraca; Decapoda; Penaeidae
Product: cystinosin-like
Exons: 9
Coding region: 52-1314 (420 amino acids)
Biological process (GO): L-cystine transport
Cellular component (GO): vacuolar membrane
Molecular function (GO): L-cystine transmembrane transporter activity
Source: RefSeq, a predicted model, not a curated record